Molecule: messenger RNA, 1602 nt
Organism: Xylaria bambusicola
Lineage: Eukaryota; Fungi; Ascomycota; Sordariomycetes; Xylariales; Xylariaceae
Product: Glucooligosaccharide oxidase
Exons: 5
Coding region: 1-1602 (533 amino acids)
Molecular function (GO): catalytic activity; FAD binding
Source: RefSeq, a predicted model, not a curated record
AUGUCUUUAAGUUGGUUGUUGGUGCUAUCACUGGCACUUGCACUCGCGGGUUCAAUCCCAGCAGAGAAUGAGUCCGCUAUCUAUCUACCGGAGCUCACAAAUCAGCAGCCAAUAGCUUGGGGAGCAGGCGAUGACUUUAAAUCAUCUACUGGUACAGAGUAUUUGAAGUUGAGCGUGAAGACUGAGCUGCAAAAGCGGCUAUCGCAGACAGCUGGCGUCUUCCUCGAGGGAGAAGAUGCGUUUUCGGGCCUGGACGCCCGGUAUACCAAUUAUAAAAGACCGGACUACAUCGUAGCUGUUCAGGUUGCAGAGGAACAAGAUGUUAUAGAGACUGUCAACUAUGCGCGGGCGAGAGGCAUCAAAUUCGCAGCUCGUGCUGGUGGUCACAGUCUCACAACUUCCCUGCGGCGCAUUCAGCAAGGUAUUGCGAUCGACAUGAGGAAAUUGAACAGCGUCAGUUACGACAAGGAGAAGAGACAGAUGACUGUUGGCGGUGGUAUCACGACGGGCGAGUUCGCCAACGCCACCCAUGAACAGGGCAUGGAAGUUACUGUGGGGUCGUGCCCCUGUACCGGUGUGCUCGGUGUCUCGCUGGGCGCGGGUAUCGGUCGACUUCAAGGGAAGUAUGGCUACUUAAAUGAUAACAUGAUUGCUGCUCGCCUUCUUCUCGCCAACGGGACGGUCAUCGUAGCAUCAGACAGCAGCAACCCGGAUCUCUUCUGGGCCCUUCGUGGCGCAGGACACAAUUUUGGCAUCGUACUCGAGGCAACCUACCAAGUGUAUCCCCAGCUCAACAACGGUAAGCACUUCAUCGCGGACUUCGAAUUUGGCCUGGACAAGGUAGAAGAAGUCUUCGAGACCAUCAACGCGAUUGCAGACCCGAUGCCCCAAGAAGUGGCAAUAUUUGUCAUUGGUCGGCGUCGGGGAGCAAAUGGCAAGCCAACACUUAAUGUGAACAUCGUAUACUCGGGUCCCGAGGAAGAGUCCGCACCCUUCGUCAAGCGAUUUGAUGCAAUUUCACCCGUCUGGAAAGACGCUAAGGUUGCCACAUGGGAUGCUCUACCAUGGGCGACAUACAACGGCCUAAACAAUGUUCUCUGCACCCCUCAAGGCUGGGCCAGAUUUCCGAUCAAGAACUUCUAUGGAGCCAACGUGAAGCAGUAUGACAUUCCGACAAUGCGCUCGUACUUUGAUGGUUGGAGGGACAUGAAUGCGAAGUAUGAUGGCGAUGCCAUGUUCAGCGUCAUGUUCGAGUCAUUCCCUCAACAGAGAGUUCGUGAGAUACCAGAUGAUCAAACGGCUUAUCCAUGGCGUCAUGGGUCUCAACAUUUCCUUAUGAUUGAAGCAGCUUACAAGACGCCCUCAAACGAGGAUGCCUUUGACAAGUGGUUAUCAAGCCAGCAGGACAGAUUCGUAGAAACAUCGGGCUACGGGCGCUUGCAGCAAUACGUUAAUUAUGGGCAUGGCUCCAAAGACCCCCCAGAAGCGCUUUAUGGCUACGAACCAUGGCGAUUGGAGAAGCUUAGGCGUCUGAAGCAGGAAUUUGACCCGGAAGGUUGGUUUAAUGGCUAUCAGCCCUUCGUAGAGGAAUCUGAGCUAUGA